This is a messenger RNA of Nematostella vectensis (starlet sea anemone), 3484 nucleotides long. RefSeq lists its product as uncharacterized. The record is from RefSeq and is a predicted model, not a curated record. Gene Ontology annotation, molecular function: translation initiation factor binding; translation initiation factor activity; mRNA binding. Gene Ontology annotation, cellular component: eukaryotic translation initiation factor 2 complex. Lineage: Eukaryota; Metazoa; Cnidaria; Anthozoa; Actiniaria; Edwardsiidae. Gene Ontology annotation, biological process: translational initiation; formation of cytoplasmic translation initiation complex; formation of translation preinitiation complex. The transcript is spliced from 5 exons. Bases 69 to 3320 code for a protein of 1083 amino acids.
GUGGGGUGUGGCUGGAAUGUGAAAUAAAAAAAAACAUUCAAUGUUCUUAAGGCGGAAGUCGGAGCAAGAUGGUUAGGAAUAUCAAGGAGCCAGUCGCACUUUUCCAAAGUGUCAUCUUAUGUGCAACCGAUGAAAUAACUGGAGCCAUACAUGACAGAGGAGAAGACAUAACUGCUUAUCUCAAAAGCAUUCUUAUGAGGUUAAACGUAGAACAGUGGGAUUUCAUAGUCAGUGCUCAAGAAAGAAAGAUUGCUAGCACAUUUCUCGACAAACUCGUCGAUGAAACUGACGAAAAAAAGAUUACAGAGGAGAAAAUAAUCAACGAACUCUAUCAAAUUGCAAAAGGAGGGAUAAAAAGUGACGUCCUGAGAAAAGCAAUCGAAGACUACAGGCUAGACAGACGAGGAUUGCUUGAAAGAGGAUCACACUAUGCAAAAGAUAUUGCCGUAAAAAUAUUUGACAUUGAAAAUCAACGUAAAAUUAAAGAAUUGCUAUCCUUGGUGAAAGAGAACAAGGAGCUGUUUGCUCUUUUAUUUGGAGCUCCUUUAGCUGGAGCUGCUAGCGCGCUUGUUCUGCAGCGGGUUCAGAGUGGGAGUAUAACAUUCAUCGUUCGAGCACAAUCACUGGCUGCUUUAAAGGAGUUAUGGAGCAUGUACCAGACCGGAGAGCUCAAGAGAAGAUUCCAGGAAGCCUUUGCCAAGAUAUUGGAUGGACAAGAAAUCAAGUUUUCUGUCUUCAUAGACGAGAAUGAGUUCCGAAGUAUCUGUCUCAAUCUGGUCCAUUUGUCAAGAGCUGAAUUCGUUUCAUCUGGUGAGGCAGAGAGACCUGAAAAGCGAAGAGCGUUAUCAAUUUCAUCAGUUGAUGAUCUCGAUCGAGAGGUCAGAGAAAAACAAGAGUUGAUAAGGUGCAUGAGAGAAGUCGAGGAUGCAGCACAACGCGAGAAGGAGAAACGAAAAGCCAUUGAAGCGGACAUGGCGCAAAUGGUCCAAGAAAACACUUCCAAGAUUGUUGACAAGCUGAAAAACAAAGAGUUAACGGAAAAAGAAAGAGAAGAAUUGCUCAAGCUCUUGGUAAAUCAUCACAAGGCGCUUCUUGAAAAUGUUUUUUGUUUUGAAGAUUCGUUGAGAGAUAAAGAACUCGACUCCUUGACAAACAUUGUUCACUACCUGAGCAAUAGUGUAGAGAAUGUUCAUAACGGAAAGGAAGAGCUGGCCAAACUGAUUCCCAAGUACCAUGAGAUCUUGAUAAAGAAAAUCGAACAAGAUCCCAGCAGUGAAAAAAGCCACCAAGCACUGAGAGACACGACGCACGAUUUGUUUGACGGUUUGCGAUACUUUGAUCAAGCAAAGGAGGAGCACGCCAAACUGAUUCCCAAGUACCAUGAGAUCAUGAUAAAGACCAUCGAACAAGAUCCCAGCAGUGAAAAAAGCUACCAAGCACUGAGAGACACGACGCAUGAUUUGUUUGACGGUUUGCGAUACUUUGAUCAAGCAAAGGAGGAGCACGCCAAACUGAUUCCCAAGUACCAUGAGAUCAUGAUAAAGACCAUCGAACAAGAUCCCACGAGUGACAAGAGCUACGGCGAGCUGAAAGAGAUGAUGUGUGAAUUGCAAAAACUUACGAGCUCCUCAGAAAUAGGAAAGGAAGAGUACGCCAAACUGAUUCCCAAGUACCAUGAGAUCAUGAUAAAGACCAUCGAACAAGAUCCUACGAGUGACAAGAGCUACAAAGCACUGAGAGACACGACGCAUUAUUUGUUAGACGGUUUGCGAGACUUUGAUCGUGCAAAAGAGGAGCACGCCAAACUGAUUCCCAAGUACCAUGAGAUCAUGAUAAAGAACAUCGAACAAGAUCCCACGAGUGACAAGAGCUACCAAGCACUGAGAGACACGACGCAUGAUUUGUUAGACGGUUUGCGAGACUUUGAUCAAGCAAAGGAGGAGCACGCCAAACUGAUUCCCAAGUACCAUGAGAUCAUGAUAAAGACCAUCGAACAAGAUCCCACGAGUGACAAGAGCUACGGCGAGCUGAAAGAGAUGAUGUGUGAAUUAAAAAAACUUACGAGCUCCUCAGAAAUAGGAAAGGAAGAGUACGCCAAACUGAUUCCCAAGUACCAUGAGAUCGUGAUAAAGAUAAUCGAACAAGAUCCCAAGAUUGAAAAAAGUUACCAAGCACUGAGAGACACAACACGUGAUUUGGCAAGUAUUGCCAGGGAUCUCCCUGACAAGGGUAAAGAAGAGGUAACCGAAAUUCUCGUUAAGUACCACACGUUCCUCUUAAAGAACAUCGAGCAGGAGCCAAUGAGUGAAGGAAGUCACAAUGCACUAAUAGCCGCGACGCAUGAUUUGUCAAAAAUUGUUGCAUCGUGGGUCACAGACGAGGGAAAGCAGCAACUUGCCAAACUUCUCCCUCAGUACUACACCACAUUGUUUACAAAUAUUAAACAAGAUCCAAUGAGUGAAAGCAGCUUCGGCGCACUGAAAACCGCAACUGAUGAUGUGUUACAAAUGUGCCGCUCAUCAGAGAUCGUCAAACAGGAAAUGAUCAAGUUUAUCCCCAAGCAUAAUGAGAACCUACUCUGGAUAACGAAAAGGGUAGUGAACGAGUCGGGAUCUACAGACAGUGGACUUGACCGGUUAGAAAGGGUGAUUUCUAUUUUAACAAGUUUGGUAGAGCCCCCAUCGCAGGAUAAUCAGAUAAUCCUCGACCUGAUCGAUAAAAUGGCCGAUAAAAUAUCACAGGACACAGAUUCCGGAAAGGGUCUUGAUCGAAUUGAGAGGAUGGUAGGAAACCUAGUCCGUUUUCUUCGACUCUCUUCCUUGACUGACGCCGGGAAAAAGCAGUUGAUCGAAUUGAUAGAAAAACUUUGUAACCCACUGAUGCACUUGGAAAAGCCUUACGUUACGUUACGUAUCAUUCACACUUUUGUAGCCUUGUGUGAAAACCUCUCUGGGCCAAUUUCUGACAGAAUUGUUACUUCAUUACUUUCUGUAAUUGAAGCAGCCUCACGGUCAAAUUCAAAUAUUCCACCGCCCGAUUCCGACCUUCUCGACAGAUUGUGUGACAUUGUGAUUGAAAGAAUGGAGCUCACUCCUAUAGAUAAAGAAGAACUCUCCUGUAUCCUGACCAGCUUGAACAAGUGUUUCGCUGCCUUAGCAGCUGAGAUUGCUAGUCCCAAAACAGGCCCGUGGUGGGAAGACACAAGACAGGGACAGUCCGACAAGUUGCAGUUCAUAAUGGACAAUUUGCAGUCGAUGCUGGACAAGCAAAUGAAGGCAUUUGAGGAGAUGAUUAGAAGGCUUCAAACGUCUGGGGUGUAAGAUACCAAGACUAUUCCCUCCAGCUCCCUUGGCAUCAUGGGAAUUGAAACAGGAAAAUGGCAAGUUGAACAAAAACAAAAGAAAAGGGAUCCCUUCGACUUCGCCAAAAAGCCAGUUUGAGACCAGGGAAGACACUGACGUAAUAUGAACAAAUAUUUACAAUG